Molecule: messenger RNA, 417 nt
Organism: Theobroma cacao (cacao)
Lineage: Eukaryota; Viridiplantae; Streptophyta; Magnoliopsida; Malvales; Malvaceae
Source: the annotation of a RefSeq genome assembly
AUGGCAAAACCUAUACCAAAAGUUGGUUCACGUAGGAAUGGGCGCAGUGGUGCACGUAAAAGUACACGUAGAAUACCAAAAGGAGUUAUUCAUGUUCAAGCAAGUUUCAACAAUACCAUUGUUACUGUUACAGAUGUACGGGGUCGGGUAAUUUCUUGGUCCUCCGCCGGUACUUGUGGAUUCAAGGGUACAAGAAGAGGGACUCCUUUUGCUGCUCAAACCGCAGCAGGAAAUGCUAUUCGAGCGGUAGUAGACCAAGGUAUGCAACGAGCAGAAGUUAUGAUAAAGGGUCCUGGUCUCGGAAGAGAUGCAGCAUUACGAGCUAUUCGUAGAAGUGGUAUACUAUUAAGUUUCGUACGGGAUGUAACCCCUAUGCCACAUAAUGGCUGUCGACCCCCUAAAAAAAGACGUGUGUAG